Prosopis cineraria is the source of this 1708-nucleotide messenger RNA. RefSeq names its product pentatricopeptide repeat-containing protein At2g35130-like. The record is from RefSeq and is a predicted model, not a curated record. NCBI's taxonomy places the organism in Eukaryota, Viridiplantae, Streptophyta, Magnoliopsida, Fabales, Fabaceae. Gene Ontology annotation, molecular function: protein binding; mRNA binding. The coding region runs from base 173 to 1438 and encodes 421 amino acids. The transcript is spliced from 2 exons.
UUGUGAGAGUUGGUGACAAAACGAUGAAUUCACGUAACUUGAGGGGAUAAAAGUUCAUUCAUUUUAAUUUUAAUACAUAAAGUUUCCACUGAUUUAUCGGAAUUUCAAAGCAGUGCUCGGUAUUUCGUCGUUGCAGGGAGAGGCCGGCUCUUCAGGAAGCCGAAAUGAAAAUAUGGCGUCAGCUUGUAGGGUUUUAUCAUCAGUGAGGAAGAGGUACGCUGGAAGGUUUAAUUUUCUAGCACUUCCUUCAAGCUCUCACCAUUUGAAUUUCCACAAAGAAUCAAGCUCAAAUCCUUUGCUUAUCAAAUUACUUCGGGUAUCCAAUUCGUGCAUUAAGCCCACGCUGGAUCAGGAAUUGGCUUCCCUUAAAAGCUCCGAAUUUUCCUGGGAAUCUCUGGUUUCCUGUCUCAGGCCUUCUUCUCCUGAGAAAUCGCGGCUGGUUUUGGAAUGGAUUUUGGAGAAAUUGCUGAAAGACAAUGAAAGAAAUCACAGUGCCUUCUCCGAAUUCAUAUUUCUCUGUGCCAAGCUUCAGAAUGUGUCACUCGCUAUGCAAGCGUUUGCUUCUAUGGAGGCUAAUGGAGUUAAACCCACAUCCCUCGUUUUUAAUUCCCUUAUAAAUGCCUGCUUGUGUUCACAUAACAUCAUUACAGCAUUUAGCUUAUUUGAGAUCAUGGAAAGUUCAGAGAGCUAUGAACCUGAUUUUCAUACUUACAACAUCUUCAUUACAGCAUUUUCAAUUUCAGGGAACGUUGAUGCCAUGCUAGCUUGGUACUCAGCUAAAAGAGCUGCUGGGUUUGGUCUUGACCUUCAAACAUUUGAAUCCCUUGUAUCAGGCUGUAUCAAAUCAAACAAUUUUGAACUUGCCGAUGGAAUUUAUGAAGAAAUGAGGGCAUCGGGAAUUAUACCUAGCAUAUCCAUUCUGGAAAAUAUGCUUGAAGGGCUUUGCAAGCAAAAGAGUUUGGGUCGAGCUGAGGAGUUCUUCAAGUUUGUGGCAAGUGUCAGAUGGGAGAUCAAUGAAAACAUGACUGAUAAAUUAAUGGCAUUAUAUCAAGAAUUUGGGCAAGUGAAAAAGAUGGAGGAGCUGCUUGAAACUAUGAAGUCCCAUCCUAUUAACGAUGUAGUUCUCUCCCGAAUUCACUGUGGGAUUAUAGGGAUGUAUGCCAAACUGGAUAGAUUGGAUGAUGUAGAGUUUGCCGUGGGAAGAAUGUUGAAACAGGGACUAUCAUUCACAAGUAUAGAUGAUGUUGAAAAGGUUAUCUGCUCAUACUUCAGAAGAGAAGCUUAUGAUAGGCUAGACAUAUUCUUGGAAUGUAUAGAGACUAGCUAUACGCCCAGCAGAUCCACUUACGAUUUGUUGAUAUCUGGCUAUAGAAGAGCGGGAUUGCAUGAAAAAGUAGAUUCAAUAACGGAAGCCAUGAAAUCAGCUGGUGUUACGUAGCACCUGAUGGGGUCGUCCAAACAAAAAUGUUUUGGUCAAGAUUUGUACGCUUAACGUGUGUUUCAGAAAAUGAUGAUUCUUGUGGAAUUAGAUUCCUGUGUGGUUGAUACGAUCUAGAUAGUAUGUUUUGCUCUUCUCAAGUCUCAACUUCACUGACAUGAACUCCAUUACCAGGUUUUGGGAUGACUUCAAACAGUUAUGUCGAUAUUAUGUACUUCCAUGGUGGAUGAUGCACUGCUACUGAAUGCAGAUUUUUGCGCUUUGAUUUUA